AUGAGUCAUUUUGAAAAUGUGAUAAUCACUAAAAAUGAAGAAACCUCACAAAAUGAACCCGCCCAAAAUGAGCAAAAUGAAGAAUCUAUGCAAAAGGAAGAAUCUGCUCAAAGGGAAGAAUCCGUACAACAAUUUCCCCGAAUUAAUAAUGAUCGUAAAACCAAAAAUUAUCGAAAGGGACGUUUCAGUGAAGAGGAGGAUCGAAUGUUGAUCGAAAAAUACAAUAUGUUUAUUGGAGAUCAUAAACAUAACAUUUUUUCUGUCAUCGAACAAUAUUUGAAUAGAAAUCCAAAAUCUCUUAGAGAAAGAUACUGCAACCACCUGGAUCCAAAUAUUGAUCAUAGCGAACUUAGUAAAGAAGAAAAGGCUAAAAUAAAAUCUAUUUACGAGACCUUAAAAACUCCAUCAUUUUCGGAGAUUGCACGUAUUCUUAAUACGUACAAUUUAAAAGGUAAUAGGAAGCGCCGUACAGAUCUCGUGGUUAGAAAUUACCUUUCUCCUCGGUUAAGAAAGGAGAAAAGAAUUAGAGAUAGAAUGAGUCUUAGUGUUAUUUUGAAUCAAUAA
Messenger RNA from Diversispora eburnea, 564 nucleotides. The record is from the annotation of a GenBank genome assembly. NCBI's taxonomy places the organism in Eukaryota, Fungi, Glomeromycota, Glomeromycetes, Diversisporales, Diversisporaceae.